Periophthalmus magnuspinnatus is the source of this 2888-nucleotide messenger RNA. It is a transcript of the gene rab9b, whose product is annotated as RAB9B, member RAS oncogene family. NCBI's taxonomy places the organism in Eukaryota, Metazoa, Chordata, Actinopteri, Gobiiformes, Gobiidae. The record is from RefSeq and is a predicted model, not a curated record. Bases 124 to 732 code for a protein of 202 amino acids. The transcript is spliced from 2 exons. Gene Ontology annotation, biological process: retrograde transport, endosome to Golgi; Rab protein signal transduction. Gene Ontology annotation, molecular function: GTPase activity; GTP binding. Gene Ontology annotation, cellular component: late endosome; phagocytic vesicle; lysosome.
AGUCUAAGCUGGAGCGUCAGGAGCAGCGGGGCAGACACCGCCUUCAGAGCCGGGUUGUUUUGACCCGGGUCUGCCUCCUGCUCCACGGGCCUCGGGUGCAGGGCAUUCUGGGAGUUAUUCAGGAUGACGGGGAAGAGCCUGCUGCUUAAGGUGAUCCUGUUGGGAGACGGAGGAGUGGGGAAGUCCUCCUUGAUGAAUCGGUACGUAACAGACCGUUUUGACUCCCAGUCCUUUCACACCAUCGGGGUAGAGUUUCUGAACCGCGACCUGGAGGUGGACGGGCGUUUGGUGACUCUUCAGAUCUGGGACACGGCGGGGCAGGAGCGUUUCAAGUCUCUGCGCACGCCGUUCUACCGAGGGGCCGACUGUUGCCUGCUCACGUUCGCCGUCAACGAUCUGCAGAGCUUCCAAAACCUCGGCGGCUGGAAAAAAGAAUUUAUGUAUUACUCAGAUGUGAAAAACCCCGAGCGCUUCCCGUUUGUGGUGCUAGGCAACAAAGUGGACAUGGACGAGCGGGAGGUGGGAGCGGACGAGGCGCGGGCGUGGUGCGAGGAGAACGGCUGCUGCCCGUACUUUGAGACCAGCGCCAAGGACGACACCAACGUCACCGCCGCCUUCGAGGCCGCCGUCCGAGAGGUGCUGGCCGCAGAGGAGCACCUGGACCACACUCUGCUCAGUAGCACUAUAGAUCUCCACGGUAACCGGAAAACGCCACGCGCCUCCUGCUGCUGAUCGGUCAUUUACGUUGACCUUUUUAAACCUCGGCCAAAGCGCGUGGCAGGUGUGAAGCGUAACAUUUAUGGUACGUGUGCUUCAGGUACAAAGGGUCUGGAGAUAAAACGGAGAAGUUUAUCAGAUCUGAGAAGGGCUUUGUCAGUAUUUCAGUUUUACAAUUUAAGUUCACAUUUAAAGGUACGCAGGUUUAAAUAUGUAUAACAAUUUAAGUUUGCAUUUAAAAGGUACGCAGGUUCAAAUAUAUAUAACGGUUUAAGUUCAUAUUUAAGCAGGUUCAAAUAUAUAUAACAAUUUAAGUUCACAUUUAAGCAGGUUCAAAUAUAUACUGUAUAACGUUUUAAGUUCACAUUUAAAGGUACGGCAGGGAAUGUUAAAAGUCUAAUAUAAUAAUGGAGAUGUGUUUUCAUGGUCCACAUUUACAUGGUGUGUUCAUUUGCUUGAAAAGCACAGUGUACUUUUAGCAGAGCAACAAGCAGUGAGCGGUUAUUUCAACAGAAGUCGUUUAAAAAAGGGACUUUCCGCACAGAAUCUCAUCCAUCCUCUCGUCGAUACGGUUCAUUGUACAAACACAGAAGGGAUUAUUAUUAGUUUUUGUUGAAGCGGCUGGUGAAGUGAUGGCUGCUCGUUGUGUAACUUGCUCAUAUUAGAAACUAUGUGAUGUAUAUGUUUGUUUUUCGGUUAAGUUAAUUCGUUCACUGGUUGUUUUAUUGCAGUACUGUAGCCAUAACUGCAUAGAACAACAGAAGUCUCACUGUUACUGCCUCUUAGGAGCAGCACUUCUGACGUUUUGAUUUUGAAGAAACAUUCCCACAUGGGCUGCCUGUUCAGAACGUGCCCUGCUGUCGACGUCUACACUUUAACAUUUUUAUCUUCGUGAAAUCCACGAUGUAGCUGAACACACAGUACAUGAAAUGAUACUUUAAACGCUCACCUUCAGUUUUGUGACGAACGUGAGCUUCCAUUCCACGUUUUACCUCAACACUAUGGUCCAUUUUAGUCUUGCUUUUUGCGUUGUUUUGUUGUUUGCGUUUAACCGUUUUGUUUUGUGUUUUUAUGGUUUACAAAGCGUCAGUAUUUCACCUCCGCUAGUGUUGGGAGGAGUGUCAUUGUCCCGAUUGAGAGCCGACAAAACAAGCACAAAAGUUCAGCGUUUUUUCUCCAAGAUCGAUCUAAAAUCUGUCGUUUCGAUGCUUAAAGUUCCACAGUGUUACCACUAGAUGCCGCCAAAGCUUCAUACCAUAUUAUUACCUGAGCUCAGGACCAUUCAGGGGAGUAUUUCCAAAAAAACCUGAAGAUGAACCAACAGUUUUCUCCUGUUAUUGGUAUAAUAUUUUAAUCUAACAAGGAGCCUGGAGCGUGUCCGUCUCGUUGAUGUAAUCCGUCUUUUGUCUGUGUUUUUGUGCAGAAGAGUCACUCACUCUCCUGGUUUUAUGGGAAACGUCUUGGUACUUUCUUUGUUAAUCAUGUUUUUUUUUCAAUUAUAAAAGUUGCUUCAAAGUUUGUAGCUUUUAAAAUCCCUCAUGUUGAAUUCCUGCUGCAGCCUUUGUCAGUAUUACGAUUGUAUAUGUGACUGGGCCUGUGCACACAUGGCCUAAAUGCAUUUUCAAAGGGCAUUCUUUUCUUUCUUUUUUUUAAUAAUAGUAAUUUUGUAAAUGUUUUGAGCUGCGGAAUGUGAGGUUGUGCUCAGGCCUGUCACGAGAAAUACUAAAUGGACUUAACGGUCUGUAUAUGAAACCUGGAACAGUAUUUUUUGGGGUCAGUAUUUAUCCUUUUUUUUUUAAUUGCAGUACUUAGAAAUCUAUUAUUUUUUUGUCCACACAACCUUCUACGAGCUCAUUACAAAUGCAAACUAAGCACUAAACGGUUUAAUUCUGCUGUUUAUUUAUUGCAACUCGUGUUUUUUUUGUCACAUUUUAGAUUUAUAAUAGUUUUUGUGGUUUAAAUCUGCUCUUUUCGUGUCAGUGGCAUAAAUGAGUUUUACGUUUGUUUUCGUGACAGGCCUAGUUUUGCUUCAGUGGUUUCUGGAUUCACUCGUUCUCAUACAAAUUGAUUUUUUUGCACUAUGGACAUGGAGACUGUGUGGACGAUUGUGCCUCUGUUUGGCCACAGUUUGUCCAGCGCUUGCCAAUGAAUAAAACUUGCAGCAUAAUUUC